AUGAUUGUAUACUUUUUGUUGGGAAGCACCGUGGCUUGUUUGCUGGUGAUCGCCAUCUAUCGUCUGCAUGUCCAUCCACUCAGUAACGUUCCCGGUCCACGUCUGGCCGCAUUGACGGGGCUGUACGAAGUCUUUUGUGUAGCCUGGUGCUCGGAAUCUUAUGACGAGGAGAUUGAUCGAAUGCAUCGAGCCUACGGUCCUAUCAUUCGCAUCGCCCCCGAUGAGAUACACAUCCAAGACCAUUUCUACGGCUCCAGAAGUCCCGAUCUUUGGGUCAAAAGCCCGCAGCAUCAUGAGUCCAAUGGAUCAUCCAGUCGCUGGCACUCACGAGCCAGAGGGCAAUCCUAUGAAAAAAGGUUCUUUGGGAAUGUCCAGUACUCUCUUCACGCCAAGAUUCUUGGAAUCAUCCAACAACGAAUUGGAAAGCACCAACGAGAUCACUUCCUGAGCCGGAAAGCUUCCUCUGGCCCCAGCACAGUCAGCAAAAUCCUGGGGAUGCAAAGUCUUUUCCAGUUCAUGCAACCCAAAUCGAGCGACUUGGAAGGCGGAGCCGCGGCGGCGGCUGUUACUCCUACUACUCCUACGACGACGACUGCGGACAUGGCCCUUCCAGUAGUCCGCGGUCGAUCACUGUCCGUCACUCCUCGAAAUUUGAUGAAUCAGUCACCCGCACCAGAAUGA
Molecule: messenger RNA, 681 nt
Organism: Penicillium oxalicum
Lineage: Eukaryota; Fungi; Ascomycota; Eurotiomycetes; Eurotiales; Aspergillaceae
Exons: 2
Coding region: 1-681 (226 amino acids)
Molecular function (GO): monooxygenase activity; iron ion binding; oxidoreductase activity, acting on paired donors, with incorporation or reduction of molecular oxygen
Source: RefSeq, a predicted model, not a curated record